CUGGAGUUUUCACCAAAUAUAUUAAAACAAUGUCAAGUUUUGAGCAGUUUCACAUCGACUUUUACCAGUCUAAUUAUACCAUAGAGGACCAGGAAGAAGGUUGCAACAGCUAUGGCUCAGACAAAAACCCCUGUGAAAGCAGAAAGCGCCAGGCAGAGGAGCAGCCUGCAGGCGGGGCGUUUGUGCCAUCAGACAUGCUGCUGUCCCCGCAGCAGAGCUACUCGGGCAGCAUCCUGCAGCCAGCCUGCAGCCCCGACGCUCCUUCCCAGCUGGGUUACGUUGACGGAUUUGACGAGGAACCUCCUUUGCUAGAAGAACUUGGGAUCAAUUUUGAGCAUAUAUGGCAGAAAACAUUAACAGUUCUAAACCCAAUGAAGCCUGCAGAUGGCAGCAUUAUGAACGAGACAGACCUCACUGGACCUAUGGUUUUCUGUUUGGCCCUUGGAGCAACAUUGCUGAUGGCAGGGAAAGUUCAUUUUGGCUACGUGUACGGGAUGAGUGCCAUCGGGUGCCUUGGCAUGCAUGCCCUGCUGAACCUGAUGAGCGUCUCGGGAGUCUCUCCCGGCUGUGUUGCAAGUGUGCUGGGCUACUGCCUGCUGCCCAUGGUCCUCCUGUCCUCUGCUGCAGUUCUCUUCUCUCUGCAGGGGACCCCAGGAACUGUGUUAGCCCUGUUUAUUAUUGGAUGGUGCAGUUUGUCAGCCUCCAAAAUUUUUACGUCUGCACUGGCUAUGGAAGGACAGCAGCUCCUGAUUGCAUACCCAUGUGCUUUACUUUAUGGACUUUUUGCACUUCUAACAGUUUUCUGAGAUGUAUUUUCUGGCAGUCUUCUCACAGUCUGUUUAUGGUUGUUGGAGGGACAAGGGUUUGUUUACUUAUUUUCGGAUUGCCUAGAGUUAAGUUCCAUUAACAAAAUUAGAUUCUCUUAUUUACUGUUUAUUUCUUAAUGGCUGAUAAUGAAAUAAAAAAUCAAGCUAACAGGUAGAUAGCCUUAAAAUAAUGGUGUUUUGACAGUCAUACAGCUUAAAGAAAAGAAAUUAUAUUGAGAAGGUAGUAAAA
Melozone crissalis (California towhee) is the source of this 1056-nucleotide messenger RNA. It is a transcript of the gene YIPF7, whose product is annotated as Yip1 domain family member 7. Gene Ontology annotation, cellular component: trans-Golgi network. The transcript is spliced from 6 exons. The coding region runs from base 30 to 806 and encodes 258 amino acids. Gene Ontology annotation, biological process: endoplasmic reticulum to Golgi vesicle-mediated transport; vesicle fusion with Golgi apparatus. The record is from RefSeq and is a predicted model, not a curated record. Lineage: Eukaryota; Metazoa; Chordata; Aves; Passeriformes; Passerellidae.